Molecule: messenger RNA, 2204 nt
Organism: Pseudogymnoascus verrucosus
Lineage: Eukaryota; Fungi; Ascomycota; Leotiomycetes; Thelebolales; Thelebolaceae
Gene: CDC37
Product: hsp90 co-chaperone Cdc37
Exons: 2
Coding region: 391-1920 (509 amino acids)
Biological process (GO): protein folding; protein stabilization
Cellular component (GO): cytoplasm
Molecular function (GO): protein kinase binding; protein-folding chaperone binding; heat shock protein binding
Source: RefSeq, a predicted model, not a curated record
CCCAUAUAAGAUCAAUAGUACUAGUAAAGAGGCAAAAGAAAAGCUUUAUUGAGAUAUGGUGGGCCUGACAUCCAGUAGUGCCCUGUCCUUGCCGCUGAGUGUAGCGCUGCCUAAUUAUACAUACUCCGUUAGUUGGGAUGGUUGGGGAAAGCAGAGGUCGCUUGGCUCUCCUUCUGGCUCCUUCGUCAGUUUUCCACUGUCAAUGGUGGUAUCACGUGACUACACAUAUAAACAGAGCAAACAUAGCAAACUAGCCGUAGGUGUGUGUAUCUCAUGGAAGGUUCGACAACAUCACCAUAGAAAUUAUUGGGCGUGUUAUAUGCUCUAACACACAUUGACACCUUCAAUUUUUUUACUAAAACUACUCUAAAGACCCUUGAAUACUUCAAGAUGCCUUUAGAUUACAGUAAAUGGGAUGCUCUCGAGCUGAGUGACGACUCGGACAUCGAAGUUCACCCAAACGUGGACAAACGCUCCUUUAUCCGCGCGAAGCAGAAUCAAAUCCACCAAGAGCGUGAUCACCGCAAGCUCCAAAUUGCCACAUUUAAAUAUGAGCGCAUCAUCAAUGACGGUUUCCUCAAGCGUAUUGAGGGGCUCCUCAAGGCUUUAGAAUCCCACAAGUCUGAGGCCGAAUCUCGUAAUGCCGAUGAAAUUAUAUUCCAAUCUCUUAUGGAAUCAGCAGAUCCAGACAAUGAUCAGCCCCCUGCAAGACCACAGGGUGUCCACACGGACGAGAAGGAGCUGCCUUCAUACUCCAAAAUGAUUGCCACCCUCAUCGACCAGGUUAAAGCCACAGUCGCAGAAAAGAACGUGGCCGACUCUAACAAGCUGCCCGCGUACCUUGAAGAAGUGAAGCAGCACAAGGCAAAAGUGGACGACCUACAGCGCCAACUCAAUGAGAAACUCACGGAGCUCGAGCUCACCGAUAGCAAGAAAAUCACCAGCGAAAGCAUACACACCGGCUUCGACUCCUCUUCCGUCAACAAAUCCAACCCUCCUCCACCUACAACAGCAAAACCCUCUGGUGCGAAACCAAGAGCCAAGAAAGUUGAAGUCCUGAAUCCGCAAGCCCUUGACAAGACACCCAGCCGAGAUUCCGGCGCAGACGCCGAUGUCGACGAGCCUAUAGCAGCAGCACCAGGUGACUCCUCCGACGAUGAAGAACACCACGCUACUGAAAUUGGCAAGAAAUUUGCACGCAUCAAGAUGGGCGACUACCGCGCCUGCGUCAACUUCAUCGGGGAGCAUCCCGAGGUGAUCGCCGAGCGUGAGACAGACGGCCUCUUAAUCAUGGCGUUCGACGCCGAGCUUGCCGGAAAAUCCAGCGUGGCACAGCAGUGUGUCCACCAAGCACUACUGUUGCAAUACUGCAGGACGCUCGGACGCGACGGUGUCGGCUUGUUCUUCAAGCGCAUCACUACCCCAGGACAUCAGGCGCAGAAGGUCUUCACGGACGACGUAAAGGAUACGUACCUGCGUAUCCACAAGCGCGCGAAGGAGAUCCUGAAGGAGCGCGAGAAGGAAGAGGAGGCCGGAGGCGUGGAGCAGAUCCAGCUGCAUGCCGUGGAGCCAGGGACUGAGAUCAAGAUUUUCGUGCCGCCGAAGGAGCUGCUUGAGUCGGCGGAUGAGGAGGAACGGAGGAGUCGCGAGAUCUUCGAGGCCUUCCCGCCUGGACUGCAGCGUGCGCUGGAGAGUGCGAGUCUUGAUGAGGUCAAUAAGGUGCUGGGGAAAAUGAGUGUAGAUGAGGCUGAGGAGGUGGUGGGGCAGCUGAGUGAAGGGGGGAUGUUGAGUUUGGGGGAGCAGAUUAUUGAUACCACGACGGCCGAGGGGCAGGCUGAGUUGAAGAGGCUGGAGGAGGAGGAGAAGGAGUCGAAAGAGGAGAGGGAGAAGUUGGACAAGUAUGCUGGGGACCCAGAGUGAAUAGAAUGAACCAGGAGCAUGUUGCGUGGGAUAGCGACGAGUAGUCACUCGCUCUCAAAAAUGCAUCUUGCACCUUAAAAUAGUGUAUUUACAUACCAAUAUUAUUUACCACUACUCGUCUUGUAAGUCAGCAAAGCGAUUCGUUGAAGCAGCCCGACAAAACUUUUCCUAUGUUUAAAUUAUCCGCGGACGCGGUCACGAUAGUUGCAAUUUAAAAGUUAAGUGACUUGUUCUGUUCCUAUCUGCCCAGGCAGCUUAUAUCAUACACAAACGUUACAAAUAAC